Messenger RNA from Saccostrea echinata, 818 nucleotides. RefSeq lists its product as uncharacterized. Bases 65 to 664 code for a protein of 199 amino acids. The transcript has 4 exons. The record is from RefSeq and is a predicted model, not a curated record. Lineage: Eukaryota; Metazoa; Mollusca; Bivalvia; Ostreida; Ostreidae.
GGAUUCCGGUAUUUGUUGUGUUUACAUCUGCCUUUAUAGCUUUCUGUUUUUGCCUUCUAUCAUAAUGGAGACGUGUGGCAGUAUGUCACCAUACUGGGUAAAAUUAAAUGCUUCUAACUGUUUUAUUGGAAUCAUAAACAAUGUCGACUGUCCUGAAAAUACAACAGGCCUAGAGUCAUCAACUGUAAAUCUUCAACUCACAGCGUUUGCUUUCAUGAUCACUCAAAUUCCAUUCUCAGUGGUAUUUGGACUUGCUCUUCAGGACACCGAAAACACUUUCCUAUUACUUUGUGGUGGCUGUUCCAUACUUGUAUUUUUACUAUUUCCAAUAUCAGGUAUUCUAGCCUUUGCGGGAUGUAUGUUAAUUCUGAGAGAUUAUCCAGACCUAGAGCGAGGAUGGUCUUUUGACCUCUGUUUGGCAUCAUCUAUUCUAAUUUUAAUUGAGAUUAUAAUUACUCUGAUUGUAACAACUGUAAUGGGAAUAAGAUCCUCCAAACGUAAAUCUAACGGAAAACCUGAAGAGUCUGUGGAGGGAAAGGGCAGUAGUAAAGAUGGCGACACACAAACACAAUCCAACAGUUACGGCCACAGCAUUAUGAAAUUCGCCCAAGUAGCAAUCACAAAUGGAGCUGAGGCUGCUAAAAAUGCUAUAGGAAUGAAAUAGAAGGAACACUUGGUUGAAAUAACAAAUAGAUGUAAUUAAUGUAGGAAAAUCCUUUCCAUCCGUCCGGUUUUAAUUUUAAUCACUGACUAUGAAGUUCCAGUAAUUACAUUUACCAUCGAAGUGAAAUUAGAUGUGAGGCAGUUCAGAGGUUUUU